Molecule: messenger RNA, 7064 nt
Organism: Mobula hypostoma (lesser devil ray)
Lineage: Eukaryota; Metazoa; Chordata; Chondrichthyes; Myliobatiformes; Myliobatidae
Product: gamma-aminobutyric acid receptor subunit beta-4-like
Exons: 9
Coding region: 276-1706 (476 amino acids)
Biological process (GO): chloride transmembrane transport; chemical synaptic transmission; signal transduction
Cellular component (GO): GABA-A receptor complex; plasma membrane; neuron projection
Molecular function (GO): GABA-A receptor activity; neurotransmitter receptor activity; chloride channel activity
Source: RefSeq, a predicted model, not a curated record
GCGAGCCCUGACGUCAGACCGGUUCCGACAAAUGCCCCCUCUGGUGCGUACGGGAGGGGGCAGGUGGCCGUCGUCGGGCUGCCCGGGAGGGCUGCGGAGCGAUGAGGAGGGCAGCGGAAGGGAGCGGGGGUAGUCGGCGCGAACCGUGCAGCCGCUGAAGCGGGCGCUGCGCUGCGGAGCGGGGAGCGGAGUCACUGCGGCUUCGCAGCCGGGCCGGAACCUCUGGGCAGCCGAGAGGGAGAGGGAGCUUCUGGCCGCAGCUGAAGACAGCAACGAUGUGGAGAUUGCAGGAGGAGCGAGUGUCCGGUGUCUGCUCCUUCCUUACCGGACUCUCGGUGGUCUAUUGGGCUCAAAGUGUCAAUGGAAUCGGUAACAUUUCCCUGGUGAAAAGAACAGUGGACAGAUUGCUCAGAGGGUACGACAUCCGCCUCAGGCCUGACUUUGGAGGAUCUCCAGUUACAGUGGGAAUGAGUAUUCACAUCGCCAGCAUAGACAUGAUCUCUGAAGUUAACAUGGAUUAUACAAUCACAAUGUAUUUUCAACAAGGCUGGCGGGACAAGCGCCUCUCAUACACAGCCAUCCCACUCAAUCUGACCCUGGACAACAGGGUCGCCGAUCAGCUCUGGCUACCGGAUACCUACUUCCUGAAUGACAAGAAGUCCUUCCUGCAUGGGGUAACGGUGAAAAACCGCAUGAUCCGGCUCCAUCCAGAUGGCACUGUGUUAUACGGACUCAGGAUCACCACCACAGCUGCUUGUAUGAUGGAUCUACGAAGGUAUCCCCUGGAUCAACAGAACUGCACUCUGGAGAUAGAAAGUUAUGGCUAUACAACAGAUGACAUUGUGUUUUACUGGAAAGGCGGAGAUGCAGCAGUAACUGGCGUGGAUAACCUGGAACUGCCUCAGUUCACUAUCAUCGAGCUGCGGCUAGUGUCGAAGGAAGUGGCUUUUGCAACAGGUUCUUAUCCUCGGCUAUCACUCAGUUUUCGGAUCAAGAGAAACAUUGGAUACUUCAUUCUGCAGACUUACAUGCCAUCAAUCCUCAUCACUAUCCUCUCCUGGGUCUCCUUCUGGAUUAAUUAUGAUGCCUCUGCUGCACGAGUAGCCCUGGGAGUCACAACUGUCCUGACAAUGACCACAAUCAACACCCACCUCCGAGAGACCCUCCCCAAGAUCCCAUACGUCAAGGCCAUUGACAUUUACCUGAUGGGCUGCUUUGUGUUUGUCUUUCUGGCCUUAUUGGAGUACGCCUUCGUCAACUACAUCUUCUUCGGCAAGGCGCCAACGCAGCAGAGGAAACCAAUGGGAAAAGUCAGCAAAAACAAUGCAGAGAGGGGCCGGCUCACAAACACUGGGAUUGAUAUGCAUGGAAACAUCCUCCUCAGCACCUUGGAACUCAACGAUGAAGUCUUGCCAUCAGAAGUUGCCAGCAGUGUCAGUGAUUCCCGCAACUCUGUCAUGUCCUUUGAUAGUUCUGGCAUUCAGUUCCGAAGAGUCGGAUCCCGGGACGGCUUAGGGCUUACUACUCGAGAGCGGAACACAGACCGUGACCUCACCAAGACCCGUCUGCACCGCCGGUCAUCUAAACUCAAGUUAAAGAUGCCAAAGCUGACAGAUGUUAGUGCUAUCGACAAAUGGUCAAGAGUUGUGUUCCCCAUAACCUUUGGCUUUUUCAACAUAAUCUACUGGCUGUACUAUGUGCACUGACCAAGAGAGGGGGACCCCAGCUCAAGAGAGGGACAGAUCGGUCUCAUGGUCAUGUUGAAUCAACUGCCACUGUUAAUGUGACCCAGGACUUUGUACACAUGUAAAAAGAAGACAUUGAGUGAAAGCCUCAACAUGAAAUGGAAUGUUUUGUACAGUUCUCCUUCCAUCUGCUGCACUUCCCCUGACAUUGAAACCAUGACUUGCUGGCCUCUGCUCUCCAACUGCAUGCGUACACUUUCAAACCGGUACAGACAACUAACUAUCAAACAGCUUUCCGAGACUGCUGCGUCCAGUGACAAACUAUCAUGGAAUGAUUGAGCUCUCUACAUCUGUACAGCAUGGUUAAGGUUAAGUGUCAGGGAGAGUGAGCAAGGAGCACAUGUGUACAGGAGGGAUUUGGAACACAGAAAGACCCUGUUGUAUGCUUAUAACCACAGUGAAAACUGAUUUUGCUGUUAACCACUAGGGGAUGUUUGCUGGUCUAGAGAGCUUAUCAAUGAGGGGUGGGAAAUAGCUGUAAUGGGAAGGGUUCUGUAAGGUUAGUUCAAACAAUUGAAGUGAUUGUAUUGUUGUGGUUGGAGCUCCCUGCACAGAGCCUGUGCACGCCAUCCUGAUAACACACUUGAUCCCGAGCAACAGAGCACAGAACAGUUGUGACCUCUGAAUGUUGCCAGCUGGCCUGUCUUGGCUCUAUUCAGGCAAACAAACUGCAGUUAGUGCUGGCCUCUGGGGCAGUCUUUGUGCAAAUUACACAUUGUCUCUGAGAUCACGUAGGUUCCCUCCCUUCCACCCCCCCCCCCCAACAGUCGCUGCAGUUUUCACCCACGUCCCAAAGGCAUGCAGGCUGGUAGUUUGAUUGAUCACUAUCAAUUACUCUAAUUGCACGGGUAAGAACUAAAAUUGGGGAACGUUGAUGGGAAUGUGGGGAGAAUCUUUUUAAAACAGUGAUCUAUGUAGGGUUCGAGUCCAUGGAAACUUGAUGGUUGGUACAGACUUGAUGAGUGUGUUCUCUAUCUCUCGAGGACUCCAGGAGCACUUGCUCUUUUAGAGUGUUACCCAGCUGCUUUCUGCAUCCAGUAAGCACCCAGACAAGCACUAGUAUGUCCAGACAGCAAUUAGACUGCCUAGACCAGCACCAAAGUGUCCAGACACCUGCUGAGCCAGCCAGAGAUGCAGCAACCUACUCGAGCAACAGCAGCCCGCCUACGUAGAUAUCAUCCCACUGAAACAGCGUCGGUGACUCAGACAAACAUUGGCCCAGACAGCUGUCACCUGCAGAGGCAGACGGCAAUUCGCCCAGACAGUGGUGAUCCAGCCAGACGAACACGACCCCUUCACUGUGAACAAGUGUUGUUGACUUGCCCUGAUGCCUGACUGCUUCAUCCAUCCAGGGGUCCGCUGACAUACACAAGCAGCAUGGUACCAGCCCUCUCAAAGCAGCACUUACUGAUCCAGACAGGAGCUUGUCCACGUCACUCAUAGAGAUUCAACAGGCCCAGGCAUUCUGAUCCAGCCUCGAGUGCCCAUGAUGCCUCGACUCACCCCAACCUAUCAACCCACCCAAAUGCUUGGACAACCACAAUUCCGAUCUCACUUACACAAGGACUCAACCCUGGUUGGGGGGGGAAGGAUGGGAUUAUUCAUUCAGACAGUGCCAACCCAUCAAGGCAAAGGAAGAAGGGAACAGAUUCAUUCUUUCUCUCUUCACUCCUUGUCCGUUGUAAUUUACUGGUGAAGCGUGGAGACAAUUACAGGACAAUCACAUGGUCUGGCUUCAUGAAAUAGACCAGGCUAAGUAAACAGAACAGACAUCUUUCCCAAAGGUGGACGUUUUAGAAGAAUUUUCAGAUCAAAGCUAGUUUCUUUUAUUUAAAUUCCACAUUGAAUUAGUUGAAUUUAAAUCCCCAGUCAUGGUGGAAUUUGAACUCAGGUCUCUAGAUUAGUGCUUUGGCUGUUGGACCAAUGUCUCAGCCACUGCAUGACAGAAUGACUGGCAAUGACAUGCAGAGAAAUGCAUUUACCAGCCAGCUGGUUCAUGAGAAGAAUGUGCUUGCCUGGACAAGCAUCGAUCAUUCAGACAUAGGUUGGCCGUAGGUCAGUGAUUUACCCACACAAAUUCAAUGUCCACAAAUUCUAUUUGUUCUGCUCAGGCAGCAGUCAAUUCAUCAGACAAGCCUGCAGGAUUCCUGAUGAAUCGCCUCAGCCUGAAGUGCCAACAGGUAUACCUUGCUGAGUUUCUCCAGCAUUUUUUGUGUGUUGUUUAAGAUUUCCAGCACCUGCAGAAUCUCUUGCGUUUAAAAUAUAAUGUCUACCCCAUCAAUGUGUGCCGCCCUUUGACGGAAAGUCCAGCCAAUGAAAUCAAUGCUCAAAGCUGCCCAAUGAUUGUCCCUAUCUUCCCAAGAAAUAUCCUGCCCACCAUAGAAUGGCACAGCUCGCUCUGAUCUUAUCCCCAGUCUGCUAAAAGCAAUGGUGCAGCCUAUGCUGGGAACGUUUCAGCCAACUGAAAAGUUGUCUGUUUUCCCAAGCAGUUCAUAGAUCAAUCAGCCCCAUCAGGAAGUGCUUUAGGAAUGUGACAUCCCACCCCAAACAUAGCCAGUCGACCCAAGUUUACUCCAGUUCACCCUCUGAAAGCUACAAUCCACUCAGUACAUACCCUACCCCAGUUUAAGAAUGCAUCUUCAGACCAAGAAAUACACUCAAAUAUUCAACCAUUUCCCCAACACAUCCAAUUCCAUAAAUGACCAUCUCAGCCAAACUGAGUACUUCCUAGCUUGCAUAAGGAUCGCUUCUCACACUGUAAACAUGUUUCAGUCCUCACCAGAAUGUGCCAAGCCCACCAAGACAUCCACUGAGUACCGAAUCACUUUUUGAAUCGGGUUGGUCCAGGACACAGCUUUCAAGUAUCAAUGAGGCCACGUUCCAAGAUUUCCAUUACAACAGCAGAUUAAAGCCUAAAGUUUUGAGGGUCAUUUUCAUAAAAGGUGAUAUUCUGCUUAAAGACUUGAGCAAUAUUGGGAACACAAAGGAGGAAAAGAGAUGAGAUGGCAAGGGGCUGGUGAGGAGAAAGGGCAGAGAGAUGGACAGAGUCCUGAAGGAGCAGAUGCAGGUACCUUGUUUUAAAAUUCACCCGAAGUCAAUACCAACGGAAAGGAGCAAGUUGGUCAGUUACCGAAGAGAUGGUUUUACUUCUGCUGAAGGGGAAUGAAUCUUGCAAGCAUUUAUGCUGUGUGAUUGCAUUCAGUCUCAUUAAUCAUUGACAGGGCAACAGUGUUUUCAUGAAGUGCAGAUACUUGGUUUAAUAUUCAGUUGAAUAAUCUGACUCCCAAUUUGGUAAACACACCCUGGGUAAACUGGGUCCCAGAACAUUCACUGCUGUAGGACAGUACAAAAACAUUUAUUUUACCACACCUGCAUUAGCUCAAGAAGUCCUCACCAAUAAGCUCCAGUUUGUAACUCAACAAACUUAUAAUUUCCAAAAGUCUUUCAAAGGAUUCUUCUUCAACUUCUCUUUCCAAAGAGGCUGAUUGUUGGGGUCUUGACCAAUAUAUUUGUGUCCUCUAGCCACAGGCAAAGUUUAGGAGGACUGGCAAGUAGCUAAUGUUAUUCCAUUAUUCAAAAAGGGAAUUAAAGAUAAUCCUGGGAACUAUAGACCAGUGAGUCUCACAUCAGUAGUAGGGAAGUUACUGGACAGAAUCCUUGGGGAUAGGAUUUAACCAUGGCCUAAUUAGGGAAAACUAACAUGGAUUUGUGCAGGGUAAGUCGUGUCUUGCUAACCUGAUCGAGUUUUUUGACAAGGUGACUGAUGAAGGUAGAGCUCUGCAUGUUGUCUACAUGGAUUAUAGUAAUGUGUUUGACAAAGUCCCUCAUGGGAGGCUCAUCCAGAAGAUGAAGAUACAUGGGAUCCAUGGUGAAUUGUCCAUUUGAAGUCAGAACUGGCUUGCCAUAGAAGACAGAGGGUAGUGAUCGAAGGGACUUAUUCUAGCUGGAGCUCUGUGAUCAAUGGUGUUCCACAGGGACUUCUACUGGGGCUUCUGCUGUUUGUGAUGUAUGUAAGUACAUAGAACAUAGAACAUAGAAUAGUACAGCACAGUACAGGCCCUUCGGCCCACAAUGUUGUGCCGACCCUCAAACCCUGCCUCCCAUAUAAGCCCCCACCUUAGAUUCCUCCAUAUACCUGUCUAGUAGUCUCUUAAACUUCACUAGUGUAUCUGCCUCCACCACUGACUCAGGCAGUGCAUUCCAUACACCAACCACUCUCUGAGUAAAAAACCUUCCUCUAAUAUCCCCCUUGAACUUCCCAGCCCUUACCUUAAAGCCAUGUCCUCUUGUAUUGAGCAGUGGUGCCCUGGGGAAGAGGCGCUGGCUAUCCACUCUAUCUAUUCCUCUUAUUAUCUUGUACACCUCUAUCAUGUCUCCUCUCAUCCUCCUUCUCUCCAAAGAGUAAAGCCCUAGCUCCCUUAAUCCCUUAUCAUAAUGCAUACUUUCUAAACUAGGCAGCAUCCUGGUAAAUCUCCUCUGUACCCUUUCCAAUGCUUCCACAUCCUUCCUAUAGUGAGGUGACCAGAACUGGACACAAUACUCCAAGUGUGGCCUAAUCAGAGUUCUAUAGAGCUGCAUCAUUACAUCGCGACUCUUAAACUCUAUCCCUCGACUUAUGAAAGCUAACACCCCAUAAGCUUUCUUAACUACCCUAUCCACUUGUGAGGCGACUUUCAGGGAGCUGUGGACAUGUACCCCGAGAUCCCUCUGCUCCUCCACACUACCAAGUAUCCUGCCAUUUACUUUGUACUCUGCCUUGGAGUUUGUCCUUCCAAAGUGAACCACCUCACACUUCUCCGGGUUGAACUCCAUCUGCCACUUCUCAGCCCACUUCUGCAUCCUAUCAAUGUCUCUCUGCAAUCUUUGACAAUCCUCUACACUAUCUACAACACCACCAACCUUUGUGUCGUCUGCAAACUUGCCAACCCACCCUUCUACCCCCACAUCCAGGUCGUUAAUAAAAUUCACGAAAAGUAGAGGUCCCAGAACAGAUCCUUGUGGGACACCACUAGUCACGAUCCUCCAAUCUGAAUGUACUCCCUCCACCACCACCUUCUGCCUUCUGCAGGCAAGCGAAUUCUGAAUCCAAGUAACCUGAAUGAAAAUGUAGAUGGGUGGGUUUUCAGAUUAUAUGAAGAUUGGUAGUGUUGUGGAUAGCAUAGAUUCCUGGCAAAGAACACAGCAGGAUAUAGAUCAGUUGCAGAUAUUGUCAGAGAAACGGGAGAUGGAGAUUAAAAAUGCAAACACGAAGAAAUCUGCAGAUGCUGGAAAUUCAAGCAACACACACAAAAAGUGCUGGUGAACGCAGCAGGCCAGGCA